AUGGCGUCGGUGCAGGCUCCGCCAGCGGUGCAGCAUCCUGGCGCGCCCAUGGCUGCCGGCGCGACCAAGCAGCAGGCUGAAGAGGUUUUCAGGAAAUUGAAGCAGAUGAAGGAACAGGGUGUCCCUCCCACCGACCCCGAGUACAUGAAGGCUUCCCAUUUCUUGCUGAGCUUCCAACAGCAGCAUUCCAUGCGCCGGAACCAGCAGCAGUUUAUGCAGCAGCAACAGCAGCAGCAGCAACAGCGCCAACAGCAGCAACAGCAACAGCAGAUGCCAAACGGGCCAAACGGCACGGUUAAUGGUAUGCAGCCUGCGCGGCCUCAACAAGGAACGCCGCAGUCUCAACAACAAAUUGCUACACCUCAGGGCACGACGGCGGCGCCGAGCCAGAACUCUUCAGUCACCGCCGGGCCCUCCCCCGCGCCGGGCCAGUCUAGCCAAUUCAGCCAGCAGCAGCUCGCUCUGCUGAGGCAGCAGAUCCAUGCGUUCAAGCUGCUCACCAAGAACGCGGGAGUUUCUGCCCAGCUGCAACAAGCCAUCUUCAACCAGCGGCAACGAAGACAGGCUGCGUCAACCGAGUCGGCCCAGACGACACCGGUCAAGACGACGCAGCCCGGCCAAGAACCCUCAAAACCACCCACCGCGGGUCCAGAGGCGACGUCGCAAGACGAGUCCUCAUCGCUCCCCAAACCCCACACGUACAAGACGGUCAAGUCGCCGUACGGUACGAGCAUGAUUCGGCCGACCAUCAAAUACAUGGACCACGCCGAGCGAAAGAACCGGUGGUUUAUCCCUGGCGUGUUUCCGACCGGAGUUGACUUUGAUCAUCUUCGUUACGAGCGAGAAGUCGUCGUGUUCAACCGCAUGAGCCAACGCUACGCUGAGCUUAAAAACUUGCCUGCCAACCUGGCACAUUGGGACUCGACAAAGGAGACGCUUGAGGCGGACGAGUCGCUCAAGCUGAAGGCCAUCAUCGAGAUGAAGGGCCUGGGACUGUACGCCAAGCAACGCGCCCUGCGUGACAAGAUUGGCCGCCAGAUGAUGCACUAUGACAAUCUCGCCAUGACCACCAACCGCUCCUUGUACCGCCGCAUGAAGAAGCAAAACGUCCGCGAGGCUCGCAUCACAGAGAAACUGGAGAAGCAGCAGCGUGAUGCCCGCGAGAAUCGCGAGAAGAAGAAGCAUGUCGAUUUCCUCCGCGCCAUCUGCCAUCACCGUUCCGAGAUCCACGAGGCCGCCAACACCCAGCGCACCAAGUCCCACAAGCUCAGCCGCCUCAUGUACGCCCAACACUUCAACAUCGAGAAGGAGGAGCAAAAGCGUAUCGAGAGAACCGCCAAGCAGCGUCUUCAGGCCCUCAAGGCCAACGACGAAGAGGCGUAUCUCAAGCUUCUCGACCAGGCCAAGGAUACCCGUAUCACCCACCUUCUCCGCCAGACCGACGGUUUCCUGCACCAGCUUGCGUCUUCUGUUAAGGCUCAGCAACGGCAAGCUGCUGAGGCGUACGGCGAUGACACGGAGAACUUUGUGGAGGAGGAGAGCGACAACGAAGACGAAGAGAGCAGCAAAAAGAUUGACUACUACGCGGUUGCUCAUCGCAUCCGUGAAGACGUCACAGAGCAGGCCAACAUUCUUGUUGGUGGCACCCUCAAGGAGUACCAGCUCAAGGGCCUCCAGUGGAUGCUGUCGCUUUACAACAAUAACCUCAAUGGUAUUCUGGCCGAUGAAAUGGGUCUCGGCAAGACUAUCCAGACCAUCAGCUUGAUUACAUACCUCAUUGAGCGGAAGCAGCAGAGUGGCCCGUACCUUGUCAUCGUGCCUCUCAGCACGCUGACGAACUGGAACCUCGAGUUUGAGAAGUGGGCGCCGUCGGUCUCCAGGAUCGUGUACAAGGGCCCGCCGAAUGCUCGAAAGCAACAGCAGGAAAAGAUUCGCCAGGGUCGAUUCCAAGUGCUGCUAACGACAUACGAGUACAUUAUCAAGGACCGCCCGAUCCUCAGCAAGAUCAAGUGGUUCCACAUGAUAAUCGACGAGGGUCACCGCAUGAAAAACACCAACUCCAAGCUCAGUGCCACCAUCCAACAGUACUAUUCGACACGCUUCCGCCUCAUUCUCACGGGUACCCCGCUGCAAAACAACCUCGCCGAACUGUGGGCUAUGCUCAACUUCGUAUUGCCCAACAUCUUCAAGUCUGUCAAGACGUUCGACGAGUGGUUUAACACUCCUUUCGCCAAUACGGGUGGCCAGGACAAGAUGGAGCUCACCGAAGAAGAGCAGAUUCUCGUCAUUCGACGUCUGCACAAGGUGCUGCGACCGUUCCUCUUGCGUCGUCUCAAGAAGGAUGUGGAAAAGGAUCUGCCAGACAAGACGGAGAAGGUCAUCAAGUGCAAGUUCUCUGCCUUGCAGUCGAAGCUGUAUAAGCAAAUGGUCACGCACAACAAGCUCGUUGUGAGCGACGGCAAGGGAGGCAAGACGAAUGCUCGUGGUCUGAGCAACAUGAUUAUGCAGUUGCGAAAGCUCUGCAAUCACCCCUUUGUCUUCGACGAGGUGGAAAACGUCAUGAACCCCAUGAGCAUAAGCAAUGACUUGCUUUGGAGGACGGCUGGCAAGUUCGAGCUGCUGGAUCGCAUCCUGCCCAAAUACCAUGCGACCGGACACAGGGUGCUCAUGUUCUUCCAAAUGACCGCCAUCAUGGACAUCAUGGAGGACUACCUGCGCUACAGGAAGAUGGAGUACCUUCGUCUGGAUGGUACGACCAAGUCAGACGAGCGAUCCGACCUCCUGCGAGAGUUCAACGCCCCCGAUUCCAAGUACUUUAUGUUCUUGCUGUCGACGCGCGCUGGUGGUCUCGGUCUCAACUUGCAGACAGCCGACACAGUCAUCAUUUAUGACUCCGAUUGGAACCCCCACCAAGACUUGCAGGCGCAGGAUCGUGCCCACCGUAUUGGACAGAAGAACGAGGUGCGAAUCCUUCGUUUGAUCAGCUCCAAUUCGGUUGAAGAAAAGAUCCUUGAACGCGCAAGGUUCAAGCUGGACAUGGAUGGCAAGGUCAUCCAGGCCGGUCGAUUUGAUAAUAAGUCUUCCGAAACCGAUCGAGACGCCAUGCUCCGGACACUCCUGGAGACGGCGGACAUGGCCGAGUCCGGCGAACAGGACGAGAUGGAAGACGACGAGCUCAACAUGAUGCUUGCUCGCAGCGAUGACGAGCUGGGCGUUUUCCAGAAGAUUGACGAGGAGCGGGCGAAGGAUCCCGUCUACGGUGCCGUCGCCGGGGCCAAGGCCAAGCCUCGCCUCAUGGGCGAGGAAGAGCUCCCCGACAUCUACCUCCACGAAGGCAACCCCAUCGAGGAGGAGAGCGAGGAAGUCAUUCUCGGGCGUGGCGCUCGCGAACGCACCAGAGUGCGAUACGACGACGGCCUGACGGAAGAGCAGUGGCUGAUGGCGGUCGAUGACGACGAGGACUCCCCCGAGGCGGCUGCCGCGCGAAAACAGGCUCGCAAGGACAAGCGCGAGGCCAACCGGAUGAAGAAGAUCGCCGUAACGAACGCAGCAGACAAAUCACCCUCAGCGAGCCGCGCCAGCACGGAAGAGAUUGAGACUCCCAAGAAGCGCGGGCGCAAGCCGGGCAGCAAGAAUGAGAAGCGCAAGGCGGAGGAUGGCGAGGAAGAACCACCAGCCAAGAAGCGCCGUGGCCCUCAGGGGCGGCCCAGCAAGGUUGGCCUGAACAACGCCGACUCGAAGCUGAGCCCGCAGCAGCGCGACAUCCUGCAAAAGAGCCUUCGGAGCCUGUACGACGCGCUGAUGGCACUUGAGGUGGACGACAUCGAGCCCCCCGCGGAAGACGACGAGUCGGACGCCGGGAAGCGGCUGGUCAUCGGCCCGUUCAUCAAGCUGCCGCCCAAGCGCGACUAUGCCGACUACUAUGUCAUCAUUCAGAACCCCAUCUGCAUGAACAACAUAAACACUCGCAUCAAGAAGGAGGAGUACUCGAGCCUAGGGGACAUGCGCAAGGACUUUGACCUCAUGAUCAAGAACUGCCAAACGUACAACGAGGACGGAAGCAUCCUCUACCAGGAUGCCAAGACUAUGGAUGAGUUCUUCACCGCCAAGUAUCGCGAAGAGCUGGAGGCGCACCCCGAGCUGCAGGAGCUCGAGAACGGAGGUAAGGCGGGGUCUGCCGCGCCGUCCGGGAAUGGAGGCACGCCGCAGCCCAGUGGGACGCGGAUCAAGAUCAUCUCGAGCAGUGCUCGUGAGGCGGCGGCAGCGGCGGCAGCCAACGGCUCCAAGACGAACGGCCAAAGCGACGAGGAAUGA
Molecule: messenger RNA, 4314 nt
Organism: Purpureocillium lilacinum
Lineage: Eukaryota; Fungi; Ascomycota; Sordariomycetes; Hypocreales; Ophiocordycipitaceae
Biological process (GO): positive regulation of transcription by RNA polymerase II
Cellular component (GO): nucleus
Molecular function (GO): ATP binding; DNA binding; ATP-dependent chromatin remodeler activity
Source: RefSeq, a predicted model, not a curated record